UCUCAAUUCUGAGGUUACCCCCGAGGAGACGCUAAUGACACCGAAGUUAGAGCAGCAGUACGCUAAUGACGUAAAAUCGGGAUACCAAACCGUAUAUUCAGCUGGGGCCGCUACGAUUUAUGAAGAAAUCAAGGGGAAAGGCAUUCUGCCUGAACCAAAACCAAUUCUCAUGCCGGAGGACAAGUUGGAUAAUUCACGAUAUUGCGACUAUCAUAAAUCACCAGGACAUAAUACCGAUGAGUGUCUGAGUUUGUUGGCGGCCUUAUUACGUCUCGUCGGUCAUCCUCAACUCAGGAAAUUCUAUCGAAACACCGAUGCCCAGAAACUGGGGCCGGGACGUCAAAUCGAGCCCUAUGAUGAUGAUGAGGACGAAGACCGAGGUGCUAUGCCGAAACAAAUCCGACAAGGAGAAAAAGAAGUGUUUAUGCUCACUUUGGGUAUGUUUAAUGUUGACGCUGCUGUAAAUUCUCGAAGACCUAAAAGGAACCGAUCUCCAAGCCCAAUGCAAAUCACCGUUCACCGAGUAAACACCAAUAAUUCGAGAGUUGUGUCAUAUCGUCGUCAAAUCAAAGCCUACGGUCGACAUACUUACAAUUUGGGUAAACAGGUUUUCACUACUGAUUUACGAGAUGUGAUCAAUGCCCGAAAUUUUCCCAUCACUUUUAACAUGAAGGACGCAAAUCUUAUUGCACAUCCUCAUUCCGAUGCUCUU
Messenger RNA from Striga hermonthica, 712 nucleotides. Lineage: Eukaryota; Viridiplantae; Streptophyta; Magnoliopsida; Lamiales; Orobanchaceae. The record is from the annotation of a GenBank genome assembly.